GGGCACGUGUGGUGUCGGUGCUUUGGGACGGGAGCGUGCUUGUGCGGGGUGACCCCAGCGCGGAACAGGGCUGUGGGGAGCAGCAGGAGCAUCCUGGGACCCUCCUGAGCUGAACCUUUCUCAUCUGGUCAUCUGCAACUCUGUGAAACUGGGCUGUGUCCCGCGGCAUGUCAGAGCGUCGGCCCUCGAUGCUGCUCUUAUUUCACCGGGAUGGGCUGGCAGCUCCACGGUGGAGCUGCAGCCCCGGGAGGCCACUGCUGCUGAGGUGUUCCCGCUGCGCUAGGGCUGCUGUGUCUGAACGGGAGUCUAAUGCCUGUAAAAAUCCUCCUUUCGCUUCCCCUCUCCUUUCCAUGAGUCUCCCCCAGCCCCAAGGAUGUUUUUCCGGUGCCAGCACUCCUACCACUUGCUCCCUUCCCCACGCUGGCAUUGCCUUUGUCUCCAUCCCCACUGCCCUCACCCUCUUUCCCAGUAGCUGCCGUAGAGCUCCCCGCUUCACCCCGAGGAACUGUUGGGUUUGCCGAGACGUGCCCAGCCCCUGCCCACAUACCGAGGACCGUGUAGCUCCCACCAUGACCAGGGAUGCUCCUUGGGCAUUCCUUCUCCUCCUGCCCCAUCUCACUGCAUGCCCCCUGCCUCUCCCACAGGCGACCAAGCAGUUCCUGGAGGAGAUCAACAAGUGGACGGGCCAGUACAAUGUGUCCCCGCUCUCCUGGAAUGUGGCUGUCAAGUUCCUCAUGGCCCGCAAGUUCGAUGUCCUGCGGGCCAUCGAGCUCUUUCACUCCUACCGGGAGACGCGGCUGAAGGAGGGCAUUGUGAAGCUGAAGCCACAUGAGGAGCCGCUGCGCUCGGAGCUGCUCAGUGGCAAGUUCACCAUUCUGAGCGUGCGGGACCCGUCGGGAGCCUCCAUCGCCCUCUUCACAGCCAAGCUGCACCACCCCAGCAAGAGCGUGCAGCAUGUGGUGCUCCAGGCGCUCUUCUACCUGCUGGACCGAGCGGUGGAGAGCUUCGAAACCCAGAGGAACGGGCUGGUGUUCAUCUAUGACAUGGCAGGCUCACAGUACACCAACUUCGAGCUGGACCUCAGCAAGAAGAUCCUCAACCUGCUGAAGGGUGCCUUCCCGGCUCGGCUCAAGAAGGUUUUCAUCGUGGGAGCACCCAUGUGGUUUCGUGUGCCCUACUCCAUCAUCAGCCUGCUGCUGAAGGAGAAGCUGCGGGAGCGGGUGCAGAUGGUGAAGAUGUCAGAGCUGAAGGAGCACCUGCCCCGGGAGUGCCUCCCCGAGUACCUUGGGGGUUCCCUCAAACUGGACCCUCUGAGCUGGAACUGCCGGUUCCUGCCCCAGCAGAAUGGGCACCCUGACCCCCUGGACGAGCUCAUCCUGGUGCCGCUGGCGGCCCCCAAAGAUAACGGCUCUGUCCACGUCCCCGGGCCCAAGUCCGUCACCCUCCAGGAGCUGCUGGAUCACGUCAACCACAAGCAGAAACGGGGCAUCUAUGAAGAGUAUGAAGAUAUACGGCGCCGGAGCCCUGCUGGCACCUUUGUCUGCUCUUUGGCACCCUACAACCAGGAGAAGAACCGGUACGGGGACGUGCCCUGCCUGGACCAAACCCGCGUCAAGCUGGCAAAGCCAUACAGCCGCCCGGAGCUGACCGACUACAUCAACGCGAGCUUCAUGGACGGCUACAAGCAGAGGAACGCUUACAUCGGGACUCAAGGGCCUCUGGAAAACACCUACGGUGACUUCUGGCGCAUGGUGUGGGAGCAAAAUGUCCUGGUGAUCGUGAUGACGACUCGGCUGGAGGAGGGAGGCAGGAGAAAGUGCGGCCAGUACUGGCCCCUGGAGAAGGAUUCCCAGGUGUGCUUCGGGGCCCUGACCAUCACCAACCUGGGUGUGGAGAACCUCAACCAUUACAAGAAAACCAUCCUGGAGAUCCACAGCUCAGAGACGAGGGAGCGGCGGCUGGUGUCCCACUUCCAGUACCUGAGCUGGCCGGAUUAUGGUGUCCCCUCCUCUGCGGCCACUCUCAUUGACUUUUUGGGGGCCGUGAAGCAGCAGCAGAGGGUGGCAGUCAGCGCCCUGGGACCUCGCUUCAAGGGUCACCCCGGGGGACCCCCAGUUGUGGUGCACUGCAGUGCCGGCAUCGGCAGGACAGGUACCUUCUGCGCGCUGGACAUCUGCCUGUCCCAGCUGCAGGACAUGGGCACGCUGAACAUCUACCAGACGGUGCUGCGCAUGCGGACCCAGCGUGCCUUCAGCAUCCAGACCCCCGAGCAGUAUUAUUUCUGUUACACCGCCGUCCUCGAGCACGCCCAGCGCGAGGGCCUGCUGCUCGCCAACCACAGCCGGGCCGGCCAGGAGAAGAGCUCGCCGGGACACUGAGACCCUCCGCCUCCCUGCAGACCUCCCCCCCCGCCCCUUUCCCAUCCUCCUGGGGCUGCCGGAGCCGCUUCUGUGCCCACCGGGGCUCGGCAGAGCUGUCGGGGUGGCAGUGUCGGAGCGCGGCGGUGCCGGAGCGUGGUGGCCGCCCGUCCCCGGCUGUUAGCACUGCUAUCGAACUGUGCCUUACUCAAACCAAAUGGUGGCUGCCGCUCGCCAGGGGGUGGAGGAUGGUGUGGGAAGAGGCUCUCGCUCCUCUCCACAGUGUGUCUGUUGGUUGUUUGGGGAGGUGGUUUUUCUUCUCUUCGAGUUUUUGGGGGGUUUUUUGUUUUUUUAAUUUUAUUUUUUUUGUUGGUACCAUCUAAAGUGUAUUUAGAGAGGGGCUUUGCAAAGCUCUAGGAAAUGUGUUUCCAGUCCUGCCCUGGGGCUUAGGAAUAGGCACCUACGUCAGUCUUACCUGCCACUAAGUCUGUGUGUCUGUAUGUAUGUGUGUAUAUAAUAUAUCCACGCUGUGCCCAACCCCGGCCAUUAUAUAGAUACAUAUAUACAAGCACCCGUUUUAGCAGCUCCUGUGGGUCCCUGCUGUCCUGCCAUCUCACCGCUGUGAUCCCUGGAGUGGUGAGUUUGGUCCUGGCUCUGUCUUGUCUUUAUUAUUAAUUUUUCCCACCCCCCUUUUUUCCCUUUCCUGCUCCUCAUGGGCAGCGUUGGGACCCAGUACCUGCUCCCCAGUCCAUCCCAUGGGAUGCUCAGCAGCAUCCUUCCCCUGUUUCACCUUCCUUGCCAUCGUCUCCCAGCAGCUUUGCUCCCAGGAGGAGAAUCUGGAGGAAUUUGGCCACGGCAGGCAGGUUGGCUGGGGGGAGUGAGGAACUCAUGGGCAUCCUUUGCCCCUCGGGGCGCACCCCUGGGAGUCACUAGGUACAAGGCGGUGGGGCUGGCCGGGGACCGACCGGCUCUCCAGGUUGCCCGGCUUUCCCAAGCUGGCAGUGGGAACCUGCGGGCCCAGCCCCGUGGUGAGUCACGGGCUGGAAGAGCGCUGAGCAAAAAGAGCCGAAACCCUCAAGAGGUGGCAGUGGCACCUGCCAGGACGGCCGCCACCACCCCAGCCACUGCCCCUCCACGCUGCCCAGGGGAGCUGGGGCUGGCAGCGCUGGGGCUCGGUGACUUUAUACUGUAAUAAGCUCUUUGAAUGUGUAUAUUCUUAUUUUUUUAUAAUCUUGGGGGGCGGGGGGUUUGUUUCGUUUUGGUUUUUUUUAUAUUUAACAUUAACUUGAUCCAAGCCAGAGCCAGAAGUAUUUGUAAAUGUUCCUAUUUUGCUCUCAUUCAGAGAAACAUUUUUGUUGUUACUUUUUGGGUUUUGUUUUGUUUUAUUUGUAUCGACAUAUAAAUAUACUACCAGUGACCAGUC
Molecule: messenger RNA, 3780 nt
Organism: Falco peregrinus (peregrine falcon)
Lineage: Eukaryota; Metazoa; Chordata; Aves; Falconiformes; Falconidae
Gene: PTPN9
Product: protein tyrosine phosphatase non-receptor type 9
Exons: 12
Coding region: 168-2378 (736 amino acids)
Biological process (GO): protein dephosphorylation
Molecular function (GO): protein tyrosine phosphatase activity
Source: RefSeq, a predicted model, not a curated record